AUGACCGAUAUGAUCGGAUUUUUGGUCGUGAUCACGGGCUACAAAACUAUCGCUCACGCGCGACAGGGCAACUAUGCUGCGCAUCGGACUUGGGCACGCUUCCAUACCUAUGCCGGAUUCGCGAUCCCUGUGCAGAGAGCUUGUCAAGGUCUUCUCUUUGCCGUUGCCAUGCUCAUUCCUCUCUUACCCAAAUCAAUCCUCCAACGAUUCGACUAUCCCUCGAGCGAUGAAGCUAUCCACAAGGCGGAGCUCGGCUCCCAGGGCCUUGCAGUGCUCUUAGCUGGUAUCACCUCGGCAAUCAUUGUCUACCGCGACGUAUUUCGGAGACCUGCAAGACGUGAACACGCAAAGCCUGAACUCAACUGA
This is a messenger RNA of Moesziomyces aphidis, 366 nucleotides long. NCBI's taxonomy places the organism in Eukaryota, Fungi, Basidiomycota, Ustilaginomycetes, Ustilaginales, Ustilaginaceae. The record is from the annotation of a GenBank genome assembly.